This is a messenger RNA of Serpula lacrymans var. lacrymans S7.9, 1908 nucleotides long. RefSeq lists its product as uncharacterized. Gene Ontology annotation, cellular component: cytoplasm. NCBI's taxonomy places the organism in Eukaryota, Fungi, Basidiomycota, Agaricomycetes, Boletales, Serpulaceae. The record is from RefSeq and is a predicted model, not a curated record. Gene Ontology annotation, biological process: tryptophanyl-tRNA aminoacylation. The transcript is spliced from 8 exons. The coding region runs from base 26 to 1390 and encodes 454 amino acids. Gene Ontology annotation, molecular function: ATP binding; tryptophan-tRNA ligase activity.
AUUUGUCUCGUACUCGUACUUAUACAUGGCGUCAGAAGAUCCUAACGGGAAAAAGAUAGAAUCCCUAACGACAUCACUCGAUAAUGCCAGCAUCUCAAACAUGAGUGACGCUACACCAGAUGCUGCCCCGUCCGCUUCUACCUCUAACGCCCCAGAGAUCAAACCUACAUCUGCAUCGGAAGCUCAUGCCCAAGUUGUCACGCCGUGGGACGUGCAAGGUUCCGUAUCUGCAGAUGGGAAACAGCUCGCGAUCGACUACGACAAACUACUUGAUCAAUUUGGUACUAGGCGCAUCGAUCAAGCUCUCCUUGAACGUUUCGAAAAGCUUACAGGCCAUAAAACCCAUCCGCUUCUUCGAAGAGGUAUGUUCUUCUCGCACCGGGACCUUGACAAGAUUCUGGACCGAUAUGAACAGGGAAAGCCUUUCUUCCUGUACACCGGACGAGGGCCUAGUAGCGACAGCAUGCACUUAGGACAUAUGAUACCCUUUGUGUUCACAAAGUGGUUGCAGGACGUCUUUGAAGUACCACUAGUAAUUCAACUCACCGAUGAUGAGAAAUUUUUGUUCAAACACGAACUUAAAGCUGAGCAGACCCGAGCAUUUGCACAGCAAAAUGCAAAAGAUAUUAUCGCCGUAGGAUUCGAUCUAGAGAAGACAUUCAUCUUCAGUGACUACGACUACUUGGGCGGCGCAUUCUAUCGCAAUGUUUCCAAGAUAUCUCGCCAGAUAUCUUUCAACCAGGCCAAGGCUACCUUUGGAUUUAAUGAGUCUGACAAUAUCGGAAAAAUACACUUCGCUGCCAUACAGGCUGCCCCUUCAUUCUCUAACUCAUUCCCUCAUAUUUUCGGAGAGGUAUCCAACAUUCCUUGUCUGAUCCCUUGCGCGAUCGACCAAGAUCCUUAUUUCCGGCUCACGCGAGAUGUCGCGCAGAAACUUAAAUACCCAAAGCCAGCAUUGGUCCACUCUCGUUUCUUCCCCGCAUUACAGGGCCCACAGACGAAGAUGAGCGCUUCGGAUCCUAAUUCGAGUAUUUUCAUGAAUGAUACCCCCAAUCAGAUCAAGAAUAAAAUCAAUAAACAUGGUUUCUCAGGCGGGAAGGAGACAGAGGAAGAACACCGAAAAUAUGGAGGAGACACAGAGGUUGAUGUAGCUUACCAAUACCUUGGUUUCUUUUUAGAGGACGAUGAGGAGCUGGCGAAGAUCGGUGAAGAAUACAGGGCUGGACGCCUACUCACUGGACAACUUAAAGCUAAAUGUAUUCAGCUUUUGCAAGACUUCGUCAAAGGCUUUCAAACGAGGAAAGCCAGUGUUACCGACGACGACGUCAAAGCAUUCAUGAGCACGGACCGAAAAAUCGAGACCAAAUUCGGCAAGGCAUCCUCUGCUUGAGUCAUUAAAGUACGACAUGACAUGCGCAUGCAUAUAUUACACGUGUGGGGUUGUACGAGGCAUAUAUCUAAAUGGAAGUCCAAAGUGUUAUACUAAUAAGUAAAGUAGACACCGGUGAGCACCUGUAUGCUUCCGUGUCUGAGGCACAUAUGUUCUAGACUGCAUGAUAUCCGCCUAGGAUAUCAGAAGUAGCAAACAAAGUUAUGCCGCAGCGCGGGGCAACGAGCGAGCCCGUACGUGCCAAACCUUCCUCAACCACCUACCCUUCUGCCUGAGGUAUCCCCCGUUCGUGACAUUGCUGCUAUCCGUAUCCUUUGUCCAAAAGAAUGGCAGUGCCUGUACUUGAUCGUGCUCCCAGCUGUUCAAGGCAUCAAGCGCAGCCUUGCCCCAGUCAAACGACUCGUGCAGUGAAUGGUCCUCAGGACCAUCGACAAAGAUCACGAGGCGCUCAUUCCGGGGCCGGAUGAAUCCAUCUUCGAUACCAUUUCGGAUGAGUUGUCGUAGGGGAUCGAAAUAUG